GGGGCAGCAAAACGAUUACACUAAAAUGUGGGGCCCGUGACCUACGUUCAUGCGGCCAAUAUAUGACAUCAGGUUGAAGAACACGUUCCUCGAAUUCAGGCCAGUGGAUGUUUCCAAUGGGCAAUGUUUCCGCAAAACAUUGUCUUGUCCUUGCCUCCUCUUCGGUGUGACGCCGAAAAGUGAGGCUGUGGAAAGGACAGACAGUUCCGAGUUCCUGCCGGAGGUUGCCAGUACCGUGUCAACUGACAGCGAUGUUCCAAUAGCAGUCAAGGGUGAAAGUCAGAAAGGUGUGGAAGAAAAGUGUCAAACAGCACCGCUUGAAAGUGGAAGGAAACCUGGCAAGGCGCUUCAAGAUGUGCGCUCUGACCCUCGCAAAAACUGCAUUUCCAAAGCAGUCCUUGCUAUGCAGAUGCAAGUCAACAAGCAAUUGAUGGAGGCAAACCAUUGCAGUAAACCUGAUAUCUUCACUUUGGUUCGGACUCAGAUCCACCGAAUGAAUGCAGUCAAUUUGUCGACGGCUAUGCAUCGCAUUGCUCGACUUGGAGAUCCUCAAGGUCAAAAGGGAUGGAGUACCCUCGGUGCCCUGCUAAAUGCCAUUGAGAAACGAACUUGGCAAGAGUUGGAAAAUCAUGACGGUGCAAUGCCAGCAAGGUGUGCCACAAUCAUUGCCUGGUCCUGUGCAAAAUUGCAGGUGUUUCGACCAGACUUGUUUGCAACCCUCAUUCAGGUGGUUGGACUUGGGCUGGGCACGUGCAAAGAGUUUGAGGUCACCAAUCUAUUGUGGGCCUGCGCUCAGCUUGUCAAGCACCUUGCUUCUGCUGAAGAUGCUACACAUGACCUGAAGAAAAAAAACACUCUCAAAGAUGUAUCGCGCAGCCACUUCGAGCUUUGCUGAAUUCUGUUGAGACCUAUCUUCAGGGUCGGCUUCACGAAGUGAAAGGUCAGAUUCUCGUGUCGGCACUUGUCUCAGUCGCCACAUUGUCUUCGCUUGAGACUCUCUCCUUGACUACGCUUUUCCACAGCCUUUGUAAUGCUUUGGUAUUGAAAAGAAAGGAGCUGUCAUUCAACGACAAGACUCAGGUAGGAGUUGCAGGCCGGAUCAUGAGACUACACGACCAGCAAGUCGUUCAGGCAGUGACCCAAUCUCUAUCUGAGAAGUGCCCAGAGCUUGCCGCAUGUUUUCGUAUUUGAUGUCCCGACUGAUGCAAUUCGAAGGCUUUGCAUCUGGUCAAAACCUGAAUUCGGUUUGCAUGUCCGUGACCCGCCCAAACCGGAAUCAGGAUGUCUUGAAAAGGUCGGCACAUCGCUUGUGCCUCGGGUUUUUCCUCGCUUGUGCCUCGGAUGUAGUUCCUAAUGGC
This is a messenger RNA of Cladocopium goreaui, 1358 nucleotides long. The record is from the annotation of a GenBank genome assembly. Lineage: Eukaryota; Dinophyceae; Suessiales; Symbiodiniaceae.